Lepisosteus oculatus (spotted gar) is the source of this 12458-nucleotide messenger RNA. NCBI's taxonomy places the organism in Eukaryota, Metazoa, Chordata, Actinopteri, Semionotiformes, Lepisosteidae. The record is from RefSeq and is a predicted model, not a curated record.
UGUCCGCCAUUUUGAUCAGAACAUAUGACAAUUUUUUUUCCUGUCUUAGCCUGCGUGAGCCUGGCGCUUGGAUUUUAAGCCUAUUCGGUGCAGAAAUAAAGACAAAUACAUCCAAAUAAGCUGGUGCAGAGCCAUCCGUAAUCAUUGCACGAUCACAAAGAUCUAAGGACGUCGGCGGACCAACAUACGGUUCCUCGGAUGUUUACAUGAUAAAUAUUUCCUUGCCUCUGUCAUAAGGUUUGGACUCUUGCUGGCCUGUCGCACUGCUGCCCCCGUACCCUGCUGAGCAGCUGUGGAGCCUGAUAGGUUAACAACAAUAUCUCAGCUGAGGUGGAGCAAAAGGAGAAGUUCCAUGCUGGUUAAUGAAAGCAUUUUUACCAUUCUGUGCACUCUGCAAUCUGCAAGACAAAUGUUCGCCUGCCUGUGGAAGAGGUUUAAUUAAGGAUACACACAUUUUAUUGACAGAUCUGUGUGCCUGAUCACGAUGUUCUGGAAGUUCGACCUGCACACCACCUCCCACAUCGACAAGCUGCUGGACAAGGAGGAUGUGACGCUGCGGGAGCUCAUGGACGAAGAUGACAUCCUGCAGGAGUGUAAGGCCCAGAACCGGCGGCUGCUCCUCUUCCUCAGCCAGGACCACUGCAUGGAGGAGCUGGUCACUCUCAUCACUCAGGAGCCUCCACAGGACAUGGACGAGAAGAUCCGCUUCAAGUAUCCAAACAUUGCCUGUGAGCUGCUGACAUCAGAUGUGAACCACAUCAACGAUAAGCUUGGAGGGGAUGAGUCGUUGCUUGAAAUACUGUACUGCUUCCUGGAGCAGCCAUCUCCCCUUAAUCCUCUUCUGGCCAGCUUUUUCAGUAAAACUAUCGGCAACCUCAUUGCUAGAAAAACAGAACAGGUCAUUGCCUUUUUGAGGAAGAAAGAUGGGUUCAUCAGUUUAGUACUGAAACACAUAGACACUUCAGCCAUGAUGGAUCUGCUGCUGCGACUCAUCAGCUGUGUGGAGCCUGCUCCAUUAAGGCAAGACGUGUUGAAUUGGCUAAAUGAAGAGAAGCUGAUCCAGAGACUUAUAGAGCUUAUUUGCACGGGAGCAGAGGAGGAGAAACAGUCCAAUUCUUCUCAAACCCUGUGUGAUAUAAUUCGACUGAGCAGAGACCAGGCAACACAGCUGCAAGACACCACAGAACCUGACCCACUGCUCACUGUGCUGGAGUUGCAGGAAAGUGUUGAACAGCUGUUGAAAAACAUGUUUGAAGGAGAUCACAGCGAGAGCUGCAUAGUCAAUGGAACGCAAGUGCUACUUACAUUACUAGAAACCAGGAGACCAGUGGUCGAAGGGCUGAUGGAUUUGUGCUCUCAGGGAUACGAAAGGUCUUACACUGUCAAUAGCAGCAUAUUACAUGGUAUUGAGCCUCAUUUAAAGGAUUUUCACCAGCUCCUUCUUGAACCUCCUAAGAAAUGUGCAAUAUUGACCACGAUUGGAGUGCUUGAAGAGCCACUGGGCAAUGCUCGUCUUCAUGUAGCCAGACUCAUUGCCUCCCUUCUACAGACCAACAUGCCCAGCAUUACCGAGGAGCUUUGCAGGCUGAAUACCAUGGACCUUCUACUUGAUUUAUUUUUUAAGUACACCUGGAAUAAUUUUUUGCACUUCCAAGUGGAGCUGUGCGUGACAGCAAUUCUGAACCACUCCGCCCACGAAGAGAAAGCUACAGGGAGUCCAGGCAAUAAGGAAGAGGGGCAGAGCCCCACUGCCGACUCUGAGACUAACGACAGCUCAUCUCAGAACAUCCUUGUGGCUCACCUUUUCCAGAAGUGCCGGUUGGUGCAGAGGAUAUUAGAUGCCUGGGAAGCCAAUGACAAAAUACAGGCAGAAGGGGGGAUGAGAAGAGGCAAUAUGGGACACCUCACAAGAAUAGCCAAUACUGUGGUACAAAACAUGGAGAAAGGGCCUGUCCAGGCUCAAAUCGUUGACCUCAUCAAAGAGCUACCUGAGGAUUGCCGAGGACGGUGGGACAGUUUUGUAGAGGAGACGCUGACAGAAACCAACAGGAGAAACACAGUAGAUCUGGUGACUACACACAAUCUACAUUCUUCUAGUGAGGAUGAUGAUAUAGAAAGCCCGUUCCCCAAUGAGCUGUCACUUCAGCAAGCUUUCUCAGACUAUCAAAUCCAGCAGAUGACAGCCAACUUCGUUGAUCAGUUUGGUUUUAAUGAUGAGGAAUUUGCCGAACAUGAUGACAACAUCAAUGCCACGUUUGAUAGGAUUGCAGAAAUAAAUUUCAACCUAGAUGCUGAUGAUGAAAGUGCAAAUGCAGCAGUUUUCGAGGCAUGCUGUAAAGAGAAAAUACAGCAGUUUGACGAUAACGAAGAUGAAGAGGAUAUCUGGGAGGAGAAAGAAAUAAACUAUGCAACACAAGUCAAGUCAAGAACACGGUUUGGAGUUUCCCGUACAUCUGAAAGCUCUUCCAAGAGCGAUGUGGAGAAUGGAGAGCAGGAUAGAAGCAUCAAUUCGGACGAAGAGGAAGAGGAGCCGGGGACGAAAGAGGCCAUUACUGACCAAGAAAACAGCAGGAACAAAAGCCAGACUGAUGCCAAAGAGGCACAUUCACCAGAAAGCCCUGGAUGGACAGCUGACUUUGAAGACAUGGUGAAUUCGAAGCCUCCGGCCCCCUGUGUGGCUGUAGAUGUAGGUUCCAGUGUUUGGGACUCGGCUGUUGCCCCUCAAAACACCAGUGAAACUGAGGAGAAAGGAUGGGCAAAGUUCACCGAUUUCCAGCCUUUCUGUUGCUCAGAGUCUGGCCCCAGAUGUAGCUCCCCUGUUGACUCAGACAGUAAUGAUUCUGAAGGACAUCCCAAACAAAAUCAGGAUAAAAACUUCAUCAGCUCCUCUCCCUGCGUGUGGAAUGUGUGUGUGGCGCGGAAGGCACCUCUUGUGGCAUCAGACAGCAGCUCCUCAGGGGGAUCUGACAGCGAGGAGGACGAAGACAAAGCAGACAUCGUCACAGAAACCAUAACAACAGGCUCGGGCCAUGAAACCAUCAAACUCACCAUGGAUGCCAAAAAUGAGAAAGCAGUCUUCACAAGAGCAAAGGACCCGCACAGAAUAUUUAGGCCUGCAGUUAGAGGUGAUGCCGACUCCAUGCUAAUAGACAAGCUCACUCUCACAGACGGGCCUCAGAGGGUCUCUGAGUCUCCAAACAGAACUGAGGUGCCUACAGACCCACUUAGUUCUGCGGCCACAGAUAACUCUGCAACAGACCUCACUGUGAAAGACAAAGAAGAGGCAGCCCCUUCAUCAGAGGCGACUCUCAAUGGGCCGGCUUGAUCACACCCGGAUAGGGGCAGGUCGGAGACGCUCUGGGCCACUUCCAUUUUACUCCAAAAACCUCUUGAUGCAACUUUGUGUUUCAGAAAAUGCUGCGAUGUUAUUGGACCCUGCUAGUCAGGACCAGUAAAUGGGGGAGGGGCUAAAAAAAUCUUACAGAAACUUUUUUUUUAGCUGAUGUUGAAAUUGUACUGUUUAAAUGUAGCAGUGAACUUAUGAUUAUGGUUUCAAAGGAUUCAACAUUUUCUUCAUUUCCUGGAAGACCGACUAUGGCUGUUUCCUUUUAUUUGAAUUUGUUUUUAGCUGUAAACAGUAUUGGGUUGUGUGACAGGAAGUGCUUUGGGAUAAGAAACAGCAACCACGUCCUAAAGAUGCGGCCUCACAAUCUCAUUCCUAAAUAGUUGAAUUGCACUUGAACCACUUUUUAGACUAGCCCAGGGAUGCCACAUUGUAACAAUUUUGGUCAAGAAGUCAAAGACGCUUCCUUCACAGACCGCCUCUGUGAUGUCUUCAUGUUCCAAGCUGCAGUUUUACAUGGAGUUUGACGUUUCUUUUAAACCGGUUUGAAAAAUAUUUUUGUAUCAGGCCUAUGUCAAAGUCAAUGGAGUCCAAUCUGUUUGAAACGUAAACAUGUAUUUAGCAUAAACCACUCUGUCACAAGAACAUAGCAGAAUUUCUAUGGAGAAAGUCCAAGAGCAGAAGUGUAUCUCUGUACUCAGUAAUUUCAGAGUGUGGUGGCCUUUCCCCUUAAAACUGGGAUUCAGCCACUGUAAUCACAAAAAGAAAAGGGUUCAUUGCAUGUUACUGUUUUGGCUGUUACUGUUAAUUGUUCUCAUUUCCAGAGUUCCCUUUUUCUAUUAUGUAAGCAGGUGUUUCAUGGAGAAGUGAAAGUCACUGAUAUGUCAGGGGAUGUCACAGUGCUCAGAAAUGGUGGAAAUAAACCAUUAAUCCCUGCCUUUUUGCUCCAAUAAAUGUUUCCCCGUUUAAUAAAAAAAAGCCUUAAUAGGAAGUACAUGAUUGUGGAUGGCAAGUGGUUAGAGGAAGUCAGACACAAAAACUGUGCACACUGCAGUGAGAAAUGUGACCCAGUUUAAACAUGUCCCCUACUUUCAGUGGUUUUACAAGAAUUUAAUUUUAAAAUUAAGCAAAGGUAUUUUUUUGUUACUAACCAUAUUUCUGAAUGUUUGAAUGUUUAUUGACGAUGUAUUUAUUGACAAUGUAAGCAAAUUAAAUGGUACAAUGAUUCGUUUUUUUCUGCCAUUAGGUAUUAUUGGGGAAUUAAAAUGGUGUUUUUAGGGUCUUAAUCAAGUGUCAGUUUUCCACAAGAUGCCAGCUAAAACACAUGACAAUCACCAAGACUGUGCUCUGUGACAUCUUUGAAGUGUAUUUCUGUGUGGUAAGAUCUGGGCUGCAAAUGUAAAAGAUGUAGGGGAAAAGGGUAGAUUCGUGAAAAGAGGGAAACAAGGUCUUCGUAGGGUUUCUGACAACCCACUAAGCUUGUCACACUUAUUUCUUAACACAUAUCAAAACUGUGACAAAAUGUGCCGUGUUAUUAUGGCAUGCCACUAAUCCUCUGGAAUGCAGGUAUAGCAAUUAACGUCUGUAUACUCAACAGCAAAGCUUAACAUAGUGUGUGGGUAUCUUUUCUGUUCAUUGAAGUUUCCUUUCCUUCAGGUUGACUUCUUUCAUGUUUCCACACCCAGAUAUUGAACCAAAUUGACUGGCUCUAACAGUUGAGCAAUCCUUGUGAUACUUUGCACUUCAAAAUCCUUAUAGGAUAUUCAACACUGUUUGACCACAGUAUUUUUUAUGUCACUUACGAUUCAAAAGCAAAUGCUUUUAAUGUAUAUUAGGUUAUUGUUUUCCGUAAUUGCACUUCUCCAGUGACAUUGAGUAUAAUAUUGAACAAAGCGAACAUUUCAGAGUUCCGAGGUUUUACAUGCCUUUAAACUUCGCUCAACCAAUGGCAAGAUUUAAUUUGUCCAUUUUUGUUACAAGUGAAUGUUCAGAUCUGUUUUUGAAGUUAAAAAGUGCAGGGGGUAUGAAAAGUUCUUAAUGAACAUUUUCUCUACCUUUUUAAAGCCAAAUUGCGUGGCCUCUUUUUAAUGUUGCUAGAUCCAAGUUGCUUUUCGUUUAACGAAAUGAUUUUGUGUAAUAAUACAAGUCGCGUAAAAGUUCCGAACUCGCUUCCUAAAAAUGUCCCCAUUACCAUACUUGGGUGAUUUUCACCAAAAUGAUGCCGUUUUUAGUUUCUGUGUGUAAAAAUUAGAAACUAAUUUUCCAGAAAAACAAAAAUAUAAAAGAAAAUAAUAUACACAUUUCCCCCUUUUAAAAAAAAACUUUAUUACCAGUUCAUUACUGUAAGAGAGAGGAUUUUUUUUACCAGGGAAGAUUUUUUUUUUUACCAAGCUUAUAAAAUUAAAAGUAUAAAGUCAGUCCUGAAAGGUACAGUGUAAUUUCAAAAGAAGAAAGUCCUUACAUUUGGUAGUGUCUGUUGAUUUGCACACAUACUGGAGGAAUUGCCAUCUCAUAUCAGCUGUAAUUGUCAUGUGAGAACUUUGCUGCUGUUGCUAGGAUCAGUCAAUAACAAUUUGUAUUGUCUUACUGUUAUCAUGACUGGGAGUUUCCAUCCAUUAAUAUAACUUUUUUAUAGUAAUAAUAAUCUGAUUGACAUAAUAAAAGUAACCACAAUGAGAAGGUCAGUUUUGAUUCAGCAUUUAUUAGCACAUACACAGGACCCUAAAAUUUCUUUUAAAAUACCUUUUAAGUGUUAUUGGAUUAUGUGAAAAUUAGUAUUUAGUAUAAUCUGUAAAUAAGGGUAUUGAGAUCACCCAUUUUAAUGAUUAGGAGAUUACAGCAUCUACAAUGCUUUACGCAAAGGUACAGAGUUACUGGUGUCUAUGUUGUGAGUCUAUGGAUUCCUAUUUCAUGAUUCUUGGUCAAUCCAAAAGUUAUUGAAGUAUUUCUUGAAGUCUCCAUGAAACUAGGAGAAGUGUUACACACUGAAAGGAACAAUGUAUUUGGACAUGAUUCAGAUUCUAAAAACAAAAUCAGAAAUUGUUAAAUAUUUUUACAAUCAAUUUAAAUGUAUUUAGUUUAUAGAAAGGUCUACAGAAACUGAAAGGAACUGGAGAAAUUACAGUAAUGAUAUAUUGAAAAGAAAACAUUUUCCUGUGUAAAAUGAUAAUUGUAUUGUUAUAUCCAGCCAUCCUGCUGGGUCCCUAGUCAUUUGGUGAAAAUCACCCACAUUGUGAACAAAUCAAUGCAACUGAGAUGUUAACUACAAGGGAAUUAUAGUUUGCUUAUAAAGCAGACUCUGUUGGUCUUUGGGGAAGCCUUUAGACUUCUUUAGUCUAUAAUAUUUGUUUAAAUAUGCUUGCUAAGAUUAAGUGAAUGUUCCUGCUAUACUUUUUUAUUGGAUUUUUUUUACCCUAUUAAUUUACCGUUUAUCUGCCUGCAUAGAAAUGUACUGUUCAGAAAAUCUCAGAUCUGAUUAUUAAUCAUACUGGACCUAAAAGAACAGUAUAAUCUGCAUUAACCUGGAUUUGAUUAUCUGUAAACUUUUACGGUGGACUUCUAAGACUAAAAACUAUUGCUGAACUUGAUGUAACCUUAACGCUCCAAUCAUUACUAUGAUGGCUUGAAAAUUGUGCUCUAACAGUACAUUUACUAACUCUGCAUGAUUACUUGUUUAAAGAUCCAUUUUUGCUAUGAAGUCUAUUUUAUUAGGAGCCCAAAUCUGCUUCUUUGCACUUCCUACAAAUUCUAAAAGUUGCAUUCAGAAUUCCACUGGAUUAAUAGUGAAACAGAAAGCACCAAUCAAGAAAAUGACCUAUGUAACAGCCUAUUCCCCGCCAACGGACAAGCAGAGAAGUAUGAAAAACACUGUUUUGAGAGAAAUAUUUAUAUGAUUUCUGGGUUUUGUCUGAAAAUGACUUUGUGCAUGAAUUACUGGAAAGACAAUACAUUAGAGAUGGUUCACUUUACCCCGAUAGUAUCAGAGUAUGACGCACAUGCGGUGUAUGUUGAUAUGUACUUUAUGCUGUAAAUAUUAUAAAGAUAUAUUUGGCUGUAGCUUUUCUCCUUGGCAAAACGUAAACAUAAUAUAUUUUUGAUGAAAGCCUAGUUUAUCAGCACCUCAGAAAAAAAUGUUCUUUCACAGGUUUCACUGUAACAAAGCUAAACAAGGCAAUAAUAUUUUAUUUUUGUUCACCCCAGCAUCAGUUACCUGUGAAACAUACUUCCUUUAACGUUUCCUUUUCUUCCCCAAAAGUGCUUAAAUGCGUUGUGGUGCAUUAAUGCACAUCACACUUCAUAGUUGCAUGUAGUUCACGCUAUCAAACAGGAUAAAUUUAGAAUGUUAUUUGAAAUUUGAAAUUAAAUAUGCACAUCUUUUACUAGCUGCAGUUUUAAAAUUGAUUCUGAUUUUUAUAAGAACAUUACCCAAGUUUGAAUUGGGCAAGUUGUUUCCAGUUUGAUACAGUUUGUUGUGGUAAGGAGGGGUUGCAGGAGCUUUUCAUAAAUUGUAGGUUAGACCUUCAGGCUUUUUUUAAAAGAAAAAGAAAUCUCUCAAUUUUGUUUUCUGAGCACCUCACAGAACUGUUCCAAAUGAUUUAUUUUUUUAGGAUUUUGAAUAAAUGGCCUACGUUUUAAUAUACAGAUUGUUUUUCAUGACUGUUGUUGCUGAGUUAGUGAUCAUGCAAGUAAAUGUGCUUCUUUCACUUCUAGUUUAUUGAACCAGAUAGUGUUCCAGAUAAUCUGGAGAAUACUCUAGACUAAUGUUGUGAAGUGCCAUGCAAUUAAAUUUGUGCACUGAAAGCAUUGUUUUUCCUUUAGUUUUUAAUGGCAAAAAGUAACUGUUUUAUAAAGGAUUAUCAAAUCUUGUCAGCUUCUACAUUCUAUCAAUUAACAACUUCAUCAGGCUUCUGUUUUUUUUUUCCCUAAAAACAUUGUGUUCCUUUGCCUUACUGACUGUGCUGUUAAUAUGUUCAGAAAUUAAACACAGUACCCCAGCAGCUUUCUGAUGCUGUAAGAGAAGUUAGUCUUCCAUACAGAAUGUAUUUAAAAAAGGCUAGUGUUCAGACUGUGUGUAUGAUUUUAUUUUCUGUCUUACAAAAUUCUGCAAUUGUUAUGUGUGCAUUGGAUUGAUUUGUCAUUUCAUUAUUUUUAGGAAUUCUUAGAACAUUAAAAACUGAAGCCAAAGUGUUUCUCUGCUGCUCAGGCACUUUUUCUUGUGGCGCUUAAUCUUAGUUUUAUUUAAGCACUUGAUUCUUCUUGUUCCAAACAGUAUUUGAUUCACCAGUAUAAAUCCAUUAUUCACAACAAGAUAGUGUUUUCUUUUAAGGGAAGGAAUCCAAAAGUAAAAAUCAGGGAUUGGGAAUGUAGGGCAGCCACAGGGCUUGGUCCUCACCAGCAACUUAUGAGACCAGGAAGCUCAUAAAACACUGCCAAUGACGAUGGUGAGGACGUUAUAUUUUAAGGCAUGUCUGUAGUCAUUCAUCUGUUGAUCCAGUCUUCGGUUCAUUUGCUGUUCCUAGUCCUCUUCCUAUUUGCCUUGAUGGCUUUUUUCCCCCUUGUGUGUCAAAUGCAGCAAAUUAAAAGAUUUCAUUCUGGUUAUGUCUGGAAACUCUUAACACUGGUGGUUUGAAAUUCUGAACGAAUCAUGCUCACUGUUAUCAACUUAUGCAUUUUGCAACAACAUGUAGCAGUUUUUUUAGACAGUAGAGUGUUUAGAGACCUCUAGAGGAGAAGUCGUUUUUCUCCCUCGAAUUGUGAAAUGAAAUGACUUAAAUCUGUUCAUGGCUGAGAAAAUUCAAUAUAUAGAUCAAUUGAAAUGACCAGAGGGUGGGAAAAGAUGGUGCCAAAAGACAAAAAAAAAUAAGCUUGGGAGAAGACAAGCUCAAGUAAGACUCCCAAUACUUGGUUAAGCCAUGUCUCCUUAGCAGUUGCUGCUGUGUCCCACAAGCUGAGCCAGAUGAAGGACUUUUGCCAUUGUUGUUAACAUUACUGUAGUGCCUCUCUUGGUUUCUAAAGCUAGAGUUGUCAAAGACGUUUUUAGUAACAACUUCAAAUUGUUACAGCUACAGUAUAUCUGCAUUCAACAUUUGCGCUGAGUAUUCUAAUUUGAGCAUGCCGCUUCCAAUGGAAAAAACAAGCGACUAUAUUAGCGGUUUUUGCGGCUCAGAAUGGAUAAGGCUUUCACCUGGAGAGUUCAUCUGUGCACCUCUUUCCUGAUGGUCAAAAUUGUAAUCUUUUUUUUAAGAAAUGAUUUUGAGUCCAGGUACAGAUAAUGACAAUGUGUUGUGAGAGUGCCAACUGAUGUUGUCCCUCACCACAAAUAAGUGCUAGCAGACCAGAAGUAAUAAAAUAAUGUUGGUGUCAGUGGAGUUCAGUUCUGUUCUUCCUUCUUCCCAUUUACAUGCAGUUAAUGCCUGUAACUGUGGCAUUGUCGGUAAAAUACCUCAAAUUUGAAAGAGAAAAUGUGACAUUUAUAAUAAAAAAAUUAAUCAGAAGAAAAAUGUAAGCACCACCUAAUAAAUUUAAUUUAACAUAAGUUACCUAAUAAUAAACCUAAUAAUUAAAGAAGCAUGCUGUAUUGUAUUGUCAAAUACAGUCCAAUUUCAGGUAUAUCAAAUAAAAUGCAUUAAAAUAGAAAAAUACAGUGUAAUGAUCAUGCAGAAUAAAUCUAAAGUUUUUUUUUCUGCAACUCUUAAUCAAAUAUGAGAAUUUAAUUAUACAUCUUUUCUUACUUGUUUAAGUAAAACAGUUAACAGACUUUUCCUUGAGGGAUUUCUGGAUUUCCGUCCAUGGAAAUAAAAACGUCUGUUGGUGAUGUAGUUUUAAAUGUUAUUUUCUGACCUGUAACGAUGAAUUGAUUGUGGAAUAAGACAGCAUUGCUUGAACUUGGAAUUACAGAGGCAUGAAGCUACUUUUAAUUGGUCCAGAAUGGUAUUGCAAUAGACAGAACUAUUAAUUUCACACAGAAUUAGUGACAGGGAUAUGAUGUGUCAAUAAGUGAGGGAACUCGGUUAAAUUAAAUUGCCAUUUGCACAUUUAUAUUGCACAGGCUUAGCUGCUGAUAGUGGUCAAAUAAUAAAUGUCAAGGAUAUGUAAUCGUUCUAGCUUUAAAAUUCUUAAGAAGGUAAAAAUCACUGUAGUACAAUUAAGAGUUACAAAGCAAGACCUUCCUUAAUACUUAUAACCUGUUCUGAAAUCAGAAAAUUUGCUUAGUUUAUUUAAAACUGGGGGAAAAAACACCUGGUUGAAGUUUAAUUUUUAUUUUAACUUUUUUUUAUCAUAUCCUCCAUAUUAUAUAAUAUGAUGAGCUUUUAUAGUCUCAGACGUAAGUAUUGUCACCCUCCUAUUCUUGACAGCAUUUUACAUUGAUGUAUUAAGUGUAAGCUUCUAUGGUGCUACACAAAUACAUUUUCACAUCCCAUCUUAAAUGCAGUUUCAUCAGAAAUCUUAACUUCCACUGUAUCAGCUUAAUAAAUUGGUAAAUAAUAUUGCUGGAGAGUACCAGCACAUCUUUAUGCAAAUGACAGUAUUAGAUUUUGAGUAGAAUAGUCCUCCAGUACCUAGUUUAUCUCCUAUGGCAAAACACAGAUGGAUUGUGAAAAAACUGCUGUUAUUUACUGUUGUGAAUUUUUAAAGAUUUGUCUUAACAUCUUUGUAACAGCUUCCAGAACAGCUGUAGGUUUUUGUAACCACUCCGUUCCAUUUCUUUGAGACUCGUUACGAGCAGUAGCAUGUUGUAGUGGCUAGGGCUGUAGCCUUUGGACCUGAGGGUUGUGGGUUCAAAUGCCCCACUGUAUUAUGGCUCUGCGCAUUGUUCUUGUAAAUGAAUGCCUCUCAAAUUGUUUGUGUGGUAAAAUAAAGGAGAAUGAAGAGUGUGGUUUGAAUCUCUGCAUAAUUAUUAUUCCCAGAAGGGUGUCUUAACUACUCUGGAACCACUUGACGUGGAGUUUUCCUUAUGCGUUUGUUAGAAGAUGACAUACACUGGGUAACCCCAGAAAAACUGCUUUUUUUCUUUGGUCAGAAAAGAUGUACGAAGACGUUCUGUCUACAUGGCUGCAUUUUCAGAAUAUUCAUUGGUGCUUAAGAGAAUCCUGAUUAAUUCUAUCCAGACAUAAAGAAAAUAGUAUAAUGUUUAAUACAUUAUAAUGUGUAUAUACACACACAUUAUAUUAUAAAUCUAAAGGACAAUUAUCUUUGUUUCUUUAUUAUUCUACGGCUUAUUAAAAGAUCUGUGCAGUUGAAGGUGGGUGUGAAGGACUUGAUUACAAGGAACGUGUGGUAUUAGACUUGUUUUUAACUCGGAUGGGUGCUAGUAGGAAUACAGUAGAUGUCAAAGUCGGUAUUGAAUGUGAAAAGGGUUAAAAACUAGUUGGAGCCCAUCUUGCUCAUUUGUUUCUUAUAGUUGCGGUUUCUUGAAAGAAAUGCCAACAAACUGGCUUUAACAACAGAGUUAGAAACCACAGAUUGGAAUAGAAAAUUACAAAUAAAAUAACAGGCUAUAUAAUUCCUCAAAACCAUCUCGCUGUUGUGUUUUUUUAAAUACCAUAACCAGAAAUCUCAUUCUUGUUCACAGAUCAGAAUAAAACUCUACAUGGCCAAAGGUGUUCUAAACCUACCAGUUUUAAAAUAUUGCAAAAGAAAAUUGUUUGGUUUUAUCCUUCCUUAUGUUCACUAUAAUAACUUACAUGCAUUUGCUCCAUAUCUUUUCACCACUUAAUAUGUGGCUUUUGCAUUAAAUUGUAUCGAUUCUUGGUCACAAAGAAAAGUAAGGUAAGCCCUUGAGGAUUGGAAGGAUUUGCUUAAACUGCAUAGUACUUUUAGAGUGUGUCAUAUUUUAUCUUUGUAAGUAUUGUAUGUAUGUAUUUAUGUAUAUGAGGUACAAAAAAAAUCUCAAAAAUAAAUCAAAAAAAUUCUGUACUGCCUUCAAAGUCUGUGCAUUUUAUUACUUCUGAAUAAACGGUCUCUGUUACUUAGUCAAAAGCCUUUUUGUAUUGUCAAACUGAUGCUGGUGGUUUCCUUUAUUUUUUGUAUAAAUACAAGACUGUAUCUCUUCUCUGUUGUCAAAUUUAGGCUGUAAAUUCAAAAUAUUAAACAAAUAAAUAUUUCAAACAUUUAA